This is a messenger RNA of Colletotrichum siamense, 462 nucleotides long. RefSeq lists its product as uncharacterized. Bases 1 to 462 code for a protein of 153 amino acids. Lineage: Eukaryota; Fungi; Ascomycota; Sordariomycetes; Glomerellales; Glomerellaceae. Gene Ontology annotation, molecular function: DNA-binding transcription factor activity, RNA polymerase II-specific. Gene Ontology annotation, biological process: regulation of transcription by RNA polymerase II. The record is from RefSeq and is a predicted model, not a curated record. The transcript is spliced from 2 exons.
AUGACCGACCUUGCCGCAUUGGACUCUGGAUCUCGGCCCUUCACGUCAAAGGAACUCGGUGAGAUGGAUCUCUCAAUACGGAACACGAACCUACCUUGUGAUAUCUUAGAGGCUCUUGAGGAUCUCCAAGCAUUUCAAACAAAAGAUGCUCCUCCUGGGCCAGAAAGUCCCUAUGAGAAGGCUACAUUGGGCCUGAGAGACAUCGUCAAGACCCUAGCAGCUUGCGGCGUAUUCUCAGAGGCAGGCAUCGUCCUACGCUGGCUGUAUUUCCUUGAUGCAGAAAUUCUGGCAGACAUCGAGACGCUCCAGCCGACAGCCUUAUUGCUUGUAGCUCAUUUCGCGGUGAUUGUGGCAUCCAUGGAGAAGACGGUAUGGUAUCUCAACGGCUGGGGCGAGGCAAUUAUCAGACAGGUGGAUCAGCUGUUGGAAGAGGACUCGAAGGAAAGAAGCAUGUUCGCAUAG